Chrysochloris asiatica (Cape golden mole) is the source of this 2601-nucleotide messenger RNA. RefSeq names its product zinc finger protein 473 (gene ZNF473). NCBI's taxonomy places the organism in Eukaryota, Metazoa, Chordata, Mammalia, Afrosoricida, Chrysochloridae. The record is from RefSeq and is a predicted model, not a curated record. Bases 28 to 2601 code for a protein of 857 amino acids. Gene Ontology annotation, biological process: regulation of DNA-templated transcription. The transcript has 3 exons.
GAAUUGGUGACCCUCAAGGACGUGGCCAUGGACUUCACCUUGGAAGAUUGGGAACAGCUGGUGCUGGACGAAAGGGACCUGUUCUGGGACACAGCACUGGACAAUUACCAGAACCUCUUCCUGCUGAAUCCCACCAGAUCCAACGUGACCUCCCACCCUGGUGACGGGGAAGAGCUGGAGGCGCUGGGAAAUGAAAGUCCCAAAGCGAUGGACCCUGACACAACUGAGUCUAAGCACUCUCCUCUUAAGCAGGACUUCUUGGAAGAAGGACUAUCUCAGGAGAUAAUGGAGACCUUUUCAAAGGAUGGCCUCUGGUACUCCAGUUUAGGAGAAGCCUGUAUUGGUGACAGCUGGUUAGAUAAUUUGCUAGAAGAUCCUGAAAGUCUUCUGAGGUCUGACUUCGUCACCAACAAGGAAAGCCCCACAAAGUGCAAUAGCCCAGAACUCAAGAGAGGCGUUAGUCCUGGGUCCAUCCUCCUCACAAAAGAGGAUUCCACAGUGUCUGAUCUUCCUGAAGAGAGCCUCACACCAGCAAAACCUCCAGAAUUUAAGAAUGGCAUUGGCUACAACUCAGACCAGCACCAACAGGAUAAUACAAUCCAGAACAGUGAAAAACCUUAUAAAUGUGGUGAAUGUAGGGAGACUUUCAGUCAGAGUUACCACCUUAUCCAGCACUGGAUCAUUCACACUAACGAGAAACCCAGCACUGUGGAUCAGGAGUAUGAACAAGGUUUCAACCAGCUUUGUGGGCAGCAAGUGACUCACUCAGUCUGCAAGUCUUAUAUGUGCAAUGUGUGUGGUAAAACUUUUAGUCAGAAUACACACCUCCUGUGGCAUCAGAAACUUCACACUGGAGAAAACCUGUGUAAGAAUCAAGGUAGUGACCAUGCAGUCAGUCACAGUACACAGCUUGUUCAGCGUCAGAACAAGCCCCCAGCUGGUAGGUCCUACAAAUGUAACGAGUGUGGCAAGACUUUUAGCCGAGCCUUCCAUCUUACUCGACAUCAGCAGAUCCAUACUCGGAAGCACUAUGAAUGUGCCAAAUGUAAGGUGACCUUCCGCUUGAGUAAACAUCUCAUCCAACAUCAGAAGACUCAUGCUAUAAAAACUACCUCCAAGUGUCAGAAAUGUGGGAAGGGCUUUAAGUGCAGUGCAUCACUCAUCCAACACCAGUCUGUCCAUACUGGAGAGAAGCCUUACAAAUGUAAUGAAUGUGGGAAACUCUUCAGCCAUACCUCAACUCUAAAGAUCCAUCAGCGGGUUCACAGUGGGGAGAAACCUUACAAAUGUAGUGAGUGUGGGAGAGCCUUCUGCCGGAACACUCAUCUUAGUGAGCAUAAGAGAACACAUACAGGAUAUAGGCCCCACAAAUGCCCUGAGUGUGUCAAGAGUUUUAACCGGCCUUCACACCUGUUUCGACAUCAGUUGACUCAUACCACAGACAAACCCUACAGCUGUGCUGACUGCAAGAAAACCUUCAGCCAUAAUGAACACCUCAUUCAGCACCAGAAAAUUCAUACUGUAGAAACACCCUAUGAAUGUCAGCAGUGUGGAGAACGCUUCAUUUGCAGCUCAACCCUCAAUUGCCACCGGAGUGUUCAUACUAGAAAUAAACAGCUAUUGGAUGAGAAUCAGAACUCAGAACAUGUAGCGCCCCCAAGGAUUGAAGAGAAGCUCUACAAGUGUAACCAAUGUGAGAAGGUCUUUAGCCGCAGCAAAUACCUAAAUCAGCAUCAGAGGGUUCACACCAGGCUGAAGCCUUUUGAGUGUAACCAGUGUGGGAAAGCUUUUAGUGAAAAUAGCAAGCUUAUUCGCCAUCAGAACAUUCAUUCUAGAGCUAAGCCCUAUGAAUGUGAUGAAUGUGGGAAAACCUUUAGCCGCAGCCGGUCCUUCACUGAGCAUCAGGCCACGCACACAAGUGAGUACCUGUUGAAAUGUAAUGAGUGUGGACAGACCUUCAGCCAAAGAACACAUCUUUUGGAACACCAGUUAGUUCACACUGGAGAGAAACCCUUCAAAUGUUACAAGUGUGAGAAAGUCUUCACCCAGAUAAAUUACCUCAUUCAGCAUCAAAGAAUUCAUACCGGAAAGAAACCCUUUAAAUGUAACGAGUGUGGCAAAACUUUCCGCCAAAGCUCAUGCCUUUCCAAACAUCACAGAGUUCACACAGGUGAGAAACCCUACAAAUGUAGUGACUGUGGGAAAACGUUCAGCUUGAGGGCCCAACUUAUUCGACAUCAGAGAGUUCACACUGGAGAAAAGCCUUACCAUUGUAAGGAAUGUGGGAAAGGCUUCAGCCAGAGCUCUUGCCUUUCAAUUCACCAGAGAAUCCACACUGGAGAGAAGCCCUAUGUAUGUGCUGAAUGUGGGAAAGCCUUUGCCCAGAAAACAAAUCUCACACAACAUGAGAGGAUUCACACUGGUGCAAAGCCUUAUGCUUGUGAUGUGUGUGGCAGAGCCUUUGGUUUCAGUGCCCAUCUUACUCAGCACCAGCGAAUUCACACCCAAGAAAAACCUUAUCAGUGUCGACAUUGUCAGAAAACCUUUAGAUGCUGCUCAGGCCUCACCCGACACCAGCGAAUUCAUACUCAAAACAAAUAG